Molecule: messenger RNA, 2061 nt
Organism: Carlito syrichta (Philippine tarsier)
Lineage: Eukaryota; Metazoa; Chordata; Mammalia; Primates; Tarsiidae
Gene: GRWD1
Product: glutamate rich WD repeat containing 1
Exons: 7
Coding region: 163-1503 (446 amino acids)
Molecular function (GO): protein binding
Source: RefSeq, a predicted model, not a curated record
GCCCUUACCUGAGUUCCCCUUCCUCUCCCUCCCCCACCGCCCUCCCUAAUUAUUGGGCCGGGAGGUUUUCAAGAUAACCGCGCCGUGGGGCGGGCGCAAUGGGUGCAACCGGGACCCGGAAGUGACGCGCUCACCUCGCGCCGGCGGCGAGAGGGUUCGAAGAUGGCGGCGCGCAAGGGCCAGCGGCGCGUGUGUGAAACCGGGGAACCCAUGGACGCCGAGUCCUGCGACACAGGUUCCAAGAGACCGGCCCAGGUGUAUCUGCCCGGCCGGGGGCCGCCGCUACGCGAAGGGGAGGAGCUGGUCAUGGACGAGGAGGCCUAUGUGCUGUACCACCAAGCGCAGACUGGCGCCCCCUGUCUCAGCUUCGACAUAGUCCGGGAUCACUUGGGAGACAACCGGACAGAGCUUCCUCUUACGCUUUACCUGUGUGCCGGGACCCAGGCAGACAGUGCCCAGAAAAACAGACUAAUGAUGCUUCGGAUGCACAAUCUGCAUGGGACGAAGCCCCCAUCCUCAGAGGGCAGUGAUGAAGAGGAGGAAGAGGACGAUGAAGAGGAUGAAGAAGAGCGGAAGCCUCAGCUGGAGCUGGCCAUGGUGCCCCACUAUGGCGGCAUCAACCGAGUUCGGGUGUCAUGGCUGGGCGAGGAGCCUGUGGCUGGGGUGUGGUCAGAGAAGGGCCAGGUGGAGGUGUUCGCACUGCGGCGGCUCCUGCAGGUGGUAGAUGAUGCUCAGGCCCUGGCUGCCUUCCUCCGCAAUGAGCAGGCCGGCAUGAAGCCUAUCUUCUCCUUUGCUGGCCACAUGGGCGAGGGCUUUGCACUCGACUGGUCCCCCCGUGUGCCUGGUCGCCUGCUGACCGGCGACUGUCAAAAAAACAUCCACCUUUGGACACCUACAGAUGGCGGCUCCUGGCAUGUGGACCAGCGGCCAUUUGUGGGUCAUACACGCUCCGUAGAGGACUUGCAGUGGUCACCAACUGAGGACACGGUGUUUGCCUCAUGCUCAGCUGAUGCCUCCAUUCGCAUCUGGGAUAUCCGGGCAGCCCCCAGCAAGGCCUGUAUGCUCACCACAACCACUGCCCACGAUGGGGACAUCAACGUCAUCAGCUGGAGCCGCCGGGAGCCCUUCUUGCUCAGUGGCGGGGACGAUGGAGCCCUUAAGGUCUGGGACCUUCGGCAGUUCAAGUCUGGCUCUCCAGUGGCCACCUUCAAGCAACAUGUGGCCCCCGUGACCUCCGUUGAGUGGCACCCCCAGGACAGUGGAGUCUUCGCAGCCUCGGGGGCAGACAACCAGAUCACACAGUGGGACCUGGCAGUGGAGCGGGAUCCUGAAGCUGGUGAUGCAGAGGCCGACCCUGGGCUGGCUGACCUCCCGCAGCAGCUGCUGUUUGUGCACCAGGGUGAGACAGACCUGAAGGAGCUGCACUGGCACCCGCAGUGCCCUGGGAUCCUAGUCAGCACUGCCCUGUCCGGCUUCACCGUCUUCCGCACCAUCAGCGUGUGAGGCAGCCAAUGGGGCUGCUCUUCUGCUUGGGAACCAGAGCUGAGGUGGGUUUCCCGGAAGGGGCUCAUUCAGGUCUGUUGACUAAGCCCCUCUCUAAAGGAUACUCUUGGUCUGAUGGGCCCGUUGGCUGCCAUGAUGGAUUCUGUUGAUGUUCUCUAAAAGGACCCAGUUUGGUUCAGGGACUUCUCUUGCCAAAGGAUUUGGUUUGACUGUGGCUCUGUGGAGCUGCCCCUACCUGAAAACUAGCCCAGCGACCCCACCUGUCGAGGACUUGGCUGGCCUGUGUGGCAGUGGAUUUUCACCAGCUGUGAUGCCUGGCUUCAUCCUUUGACCUCUCUGCCCCAGGACCAGUCUUGGUUGCUGGUCUUCCCGGGGAACUCGGGGGCUCUACAGUGGGAGUCAGACAUGACUGGGACCUGCCCCUUCCUUGUCUUCCUGCCACCUGUGUUUGACCAGGAUUUCCCAUUGGGGGGCUGAAGGCCAUGCUGCGUCGGGAGGACAGUCAAGGCCCCUGAGAGGCAGUAAAGGACCGGAAUAAAACCUGAGGGAUGCGUGUGA